AUGUCCUCCGACUAUUCGAAACGUCGCAAGUCGACGAUCAAGUUGAUCUCCGAAGACGCGAACGAGGUUGUCGAGUACAGCGAGGAGCGCGAGCAAGAGGAAUACGUCUAUUCCCACGAACAACCGAACGCCGAGCACACCGUAACGGUCGACUUUCUGACUGAUGACCGAUUCGAGAAGGUGGAGGAACGGGAGAUUUUACGAAAAGAGAUCUUGAAAGACAGUGCUGCGAGUAGUGCUCGACGAGAUGAGGUAAAAACCCCGACGUAACCUUUGUCUUCUUCUUUGUUAUUUAUAAUUCGGCCGCGUGUUUUUUGUUUUUGCGCAAUUUUUGCGUAACUCCCUCGGGCUAGUUUGUGGUUGUUGUACUUUAAAGGUCAAAAAAGGGGUGUUUUUAUGACAAGAGAACAUAUAUCUUUGGUCAGGGAAAACUUUGUUUUUCGAACUUCUUUGGAAUAGGGUUUGUCACCCUUGAACUUUUGUGUAUCUGUAAUUUUUAUCGGUAAAUAUCGACCUUGCAAAUGUUGACGAUAAUUACACGUUUCUUCCAAAAUUGCUGCCAUAUCAAAAGGACUACAUUGGAACUACGGUCUUUCAUCAUCAAUCAUCUUUUUUCAUGCCUUUCCGUCAUAUCCUUCAACGGUUUGUUUUGAUAUUACAGGGUGGGCCAAAAAAAAUGGACAUAAAUUUUUCUUCGAUUUUUCCUGCCAUGAAACAGUUUGUGAAAAAAGGUAUAUACGGCAUGAAAGUACUGUGUUAAAGGAACAUAGUUACUGUAGAACUUUUGUCCUAUCUGCAAAAGUUUCUAACAUACGGUUGCAGGAAAGUCACCGGGUCAGCGCGCCAAUUCCCGCGGCAAAAUUUCAAAAGAUCUUGCUCCUAAAUUUUUUAGAGCCGCCAUAAAGACAUACCAAGCGGUCUAAGCAAAUCUAGGAGACCUGUCCCCUUAGACUUUAAAAGGAUUUAACCCAAGCUUUUCGGAAAAUUAAGAACCAGUGACCAGAAGUUAGACACUCGGGCAGGGAAAAUCGACCUUCAUAUGGGCUCUUUCGGAAAAAACGACGCUCUUCCAAACGUGGUGAACAUUUUGAAACUAGUUACCCCCAUACGGUGUUUACUACUAUAUGAUGAAUAUACUAAGCGCAUUUUUGACAAUAGUACCACUCACUCAGCAAGAUGGCAAGCAAAAAAUCGAUUUUUUUGACUUUUUGAUGGGUCAUCGCAAUAAUACAUGGAUUCUGAAGGCUAGCUGCAUCCUCAUUUUAUGAAACUGACUUAAAAUGGAAGAAAGGGGUCGUAUCACCUUGAUAUAAAAGUAUCCCGUCAUAGUUAUCCGGCACGUUGAAAAACGCCAACAAAAAAGAAAAAAUUUUCUGGUCAAAAAAUAUCAGCGUCUCUGGGUAUAGCCGGCUGAAAUUUUUUAAGGUCUGCGCACGGCUGAUGCAAGCUAUUAUCAAAUCAACUGCUGGCCCAUGUAAAGCAAUGUUUGAUGUCUUACAGUGACCACUUUUUGCCAUCAAUAGCAUGAGCCGGGCUCCCCUGCGACUCUUGAAUGUCAAUUAUCUCAAAAAUCUAGAAUUAUCUAGAUGGACCUCUUGUGGAUCACGUUGAGAACUGCUGGGGCGAAAUUAAUAGAAUACUAUCAGCUUUUUUGCUUCUGUGGGCUCCCCUUAGUGUCAUGAUAAACAGUCAACCACCAGUUUUGGGCUGGUCGUAGAGAUUCAGGUCAUUGAAGAUUUUUGGACUCAAAAAAUUUUCGGAAAACGUAGUCAGAAUAUGGACUGGUCGAGCAUUUUGGCUUGUAUCAGCGGUUCAACAAAAGUAUAUAAAAAAUUUAAAUAGUUGUGAUAAAGUAGGAUUGUUCACAAUUCUAAAACUAUUUUACUUUCCGUUGAUUACGGUAUUCGUGCCGGGAUACACCGACUUGUAAUUUUGUCCAUUUUUUUUGGCCCACCCUGUAUAAUAAAAAUUGCUUUCUUCUUGCCUAAAUUCCUUGAAUAUUACCCUUAUUUUUGUCUUCUCAUGCUCCUUGAGCCAUUUUUAUAUCUUUUUGGUUGUUAUAAUUUGUAGGAUUGCUGAUUUUUUAAUAAUUUUAAUGUCAUCAUUUUUUUCUACCUACAAUUUAAAGCAUUUUUCACAUUUUUUGUAAAUACUGAACUACUGAUUUCAGAGAUUCUCCCGUGGAUCCCACAAAAACUGGGAUCCUUUGGAAAAGAAGCCGGACAAGAGCUACACCUAUCACAAGCGCAAGGACACUACUCCAGUCAAGGUUAAGAUAAAAGAAAUGUCCGUGGAUUACUCUCCCACCAACUUCGAGGAAAGCCGCGCCCGAAUCGAUGCCGCCUCGAGGCAAGAGAAUGUCAGAGUCAAGAAAGUUGGCGACACAACGAUUGUCACCGAGCAUCGAGAUCCUUAUUCAUUCUACUGGCAAUUGGAUCAGUUCAAGAAGAAAGAGCCGGAUCCACCGAGAAGACCGCCGGUCUCGGAUUAUGUGAUCGAAGAAGAGGAGGUCCAAGAGACAGUACUUUCGCCUGACAGUCAUGACAGUGGUGUCCACUUUAUCGAACGAGAAAGUCAAUAUUCUCGACCAGUGAAGGAGGAGAUGCGAAGACUUCCGGCCGGAUGGGAAAAACAUGAGGGUGGGCGCUUUUUUGGGCAAAGUCAUCUUCCUUAAAACUUUUUUUUUGGAGUCUUUGGAAACAAUAGAAGGCCAAGUCUUUGCCCUAAGGUCAUUGGGUAAAGAAUUGGCUAGGGGUCAGAUGUCGGGGUGGGCAUGGAAUUAGGUUGGUUAAGCCGCAAUUUGAAGGCUUUGUGUAACAAAAAUGAUGACUGUUUUUUUUCUAAAAUCCGAAAAAUUAUUUCAAGAAGACUACUGAAUCUUUUCAACAAAAGAAAACUUUUUUUUGACGAAAAUGUUGGAAAGAUACCACCGGAAUUUCCAGAUCGUAUCAUCUAAAACAUCAAAAAAUUUCGAUUGUUUUUCUUCCGGCAUUUCCUUUUUCAAUUUCCCCUUAAUUUACCCUCUUUUCCUUCUAUUUAUAGCGUUUGUUUGUAUACAUUACCCGCAUAACGGCCCCACAAAUCUAGCUCUAAUGCAUGGACAAAAGAUUAGGAAUGCCGCUUCCUAUGAAAACAUUGUUUAAAAUGCACAUUCUUCCAGAUCCUUCCGGCUUUUCGUACUAUUGGCAUGUAGACAGUGGCACCAUACAACGGGACCCUCCGGUAAGAAAACGUUCGCUAUUAACACGUCUAAUGACUAAUCUCUCACAUGUUUUGAUUAAUUUUAACAAAGGUGAAGGGAGCUGAGAACCAAUGCUGACUAAAUUAUUGAGUGGAAUGGUAGGCGAGUGAUGAUAAUUGAAAAAUAAUAAAUUUAAGAUAUUUUGCUUACUAAAUCAUGGCUUCAUAGUAAUUUUAGUGCGACUGAUUUUAACAAAAUUGCAUUAAACUACCGUAAUAUUUUGCAAAAUUGAAAUUUCAAUAAUUUUAACCUUUUUGAUAGCUUAAAAUAAUAUAAAAUUUGCUGAUUUAGUAUGAAUAAUACACUAUAAGUCGUUUGAAAUGCAAUUUUGAUCCGUUUUCAAACAAAUACAGCGCUUAGAACUAUAAAUUCCACCAUUUUCGGAGAUUUUAGCGGGUUUCGAAUAGGCCAGAGGUCCCCCAACCACCUCCACCCAGUCCCCCGAUUUACGCAGAAGAACCGAAACGAGAUCCCUAUCCUCAGAACCCUCCGCCGCCAGCCGCUCCCGCCUCGCCGGCUCCGCCUGCGGAACCAGUCAUCGAGGAGCACGUGUUCAAACAGGUCACCACGAAGAGAACCAUCGAGAAUCACGACGAAGCCGAGGAUUUUAUUGAAGCUGACAUUGGACAGAAGGUAGGGCAGUAUUUCUUUUUGUUGCGAAAAAAAAGUUUUUUAUUUGCGUUUUGCUUUUUUGACACUGUAAAUUUUAUAUGUUUUUUAAUUUUAGAAUUCACCGCACUGUGCAAAGUCAGAUUUCUUUUAAAAAAUGCAUAAUUUUGUAUUUUAGCCGAUUCGUUUCAUGGUCCGUUCACUUGGCUGGACCGAGAUCAGCGAGAGUGAUCUCACGACGGAACGGAGCUCCCAAGCUGUAAAUAAAGCCAUUCGAGACUUGUCUUCCGGCGCCUUAGGCAAUGUGCAGAAAUGGGGAAACGGAAAAGAACUAAUCCUCGAACUCACCGACAAUGACCUACUUCUUAUUGAUCCAGAGACGAACAAUGUCAUCCACUCAGAGAAAAUCCAAUUUAUCCGAGUUUGGGGGGUCGGUCGGGAUAAUGGAAGGUAAGAAUAAAAUCUUCGUUAUGAAUCAAUUCAACUUUUUGUAGAGAUUUCGCAUACGUAGCACGCGAUCGAAAUGGAAGGCAGUUUCUUUGCCAUGCCUUCCGCUGUGACACCCCAGCCAGAGCGAUUGCAAACACCCUACGGGACAUUUGCAAACAGCUGAUGGUGAAUCGCCAACCCCCUCAGGCAUUUACACCGGCCACGGAGAGGUCGGAACGACGGCUUGUUAGUGAGUUUUUUAGUCAUCAUUUUCAUGCCAUCUGGUAUAAUAGUUCAAAAAAAUAGUUUUUUUUUUUCAAAAACUCGCGGUUUAAACGUUUAUAAUUUUCAGAAGAAGCCACAGUAACUCCUAUUGACGAGGUUCAGAAAGUGAUCCGCUGUCAUUUUAUUGGAGUCACGGAGGUCCCUCGAGCCACUGGAAUUGAGAUCUUAAAUGAUGCCGUAGAUCGAUUGGUACGGCAAGUUCCAACUGACAAAUGGAUCCUCUCUGAUGUCUCUAUUGCCCUGUCUAAUAUUACGAUCAGAGAUAUCAAUGGCGAGGAGAUUGCUCAAUGCCGAGUCAGAUAUUUGUCGUUUUUGGGAGUUGGACAGGAUAUUAAGUAAGUAUUGGGUAUCUCCGACGUUCCUUAAUUUGUCAUAGCCCUUAGAAAAAACCCUGAAAAUUUAAGGUUUUUUCAGUUGUCACAGGCAGUACCAAUCCUAUAAAUUUUGCAUUUUUAGACACUGUGCGUUUAUUAUGCACACCUCGACGGAGAACUUCCUUUGUUACGUUUUCCACGUCGAACCCUCGGCUGGCUUAAUGGCCAAGACAAUCGAAGCCGCCUGUAAAUUACGAUAUCAGAAAGUGUUGGAUGCUCACAUUGGAAGAUCGAGUCGACUUCGGUUUUCUGGAUAUUAA
Bursaphelenchus xylophilus (pine wood nematode) is the source of this 5198-nucleotide messenger RNA. The record is from the annotation of a GenBank genome assembly. Lineage: Eukaryota; Metazoa; Nematoda; Chromadorea; Rhabditida; Aphelenchoididae.